UUUCAAAAUGAAAUUAAGUUGAAAUGCUCUGUUUAAAUGGGAUGUAACAAGAUUAACGAAAUGCUUCCUUUAAUGUUGCUGAAAAUGCAAUUUAAUAUAAAUCAACAUUGUUUUUGAGUCACUUUUAUUUCCACAAAAGAUGACAUUUUUCAUGAAAAUUGUUUGGUUUAAAAAUUUCCCCCGACUCAUGGCAGACAAUACUCCAAGUGUCAUUAGCUCCAGCCCUGGAGUUUCUCCUGAGCCACAUACCCAGAUAGAUAGAUAUGUUCACGAGCGCUUCAGUGGCAUGAGAUUUUAGAUGCUCAAUUCUCAUUCAAAUGCCCCCCAACUGCCACAAAAAUAAAUAGGCAUUUGGGUAUCUGAAUCCCAGAAGCAAACUCAGAAAUCCCAGCAUCUAUCCCCUCUUCAUCUAACAGACAUGGGGUGAAAAGACCAAGAAAGACUUUCUCAUUGAUAUAUCAGCAUAUUUUGGUACUUGCCCUGCGGUUACCAGCAAUUAUUGGUGUGUGAGAUCCUGUGGGUUGUUCCCCAAAACUCUGGCUUAAUGAUUCCAGACCAGCAAUGCGCUUCCAAAUUGCUUCCCUGGAGAAGACUGAAUUGAUUAGGCCAGGGAUAGAAACUAACAGCUGCAUUGGUGAAAGCACAGAGAGGUCUCCGUAACUUGCCUUCAGUAGCAGUAUCCUCACGCAGGACUAUGUUACUGAGAGUCACAGCAAUACACAGAGAGAGACAGAGGAGACUCCAGUGGACUAGAGAAGAUCCCUAGAUGUGGGUGGAUGGACAGACAGACAGAUACUGUGGCGAGAAGGGUGGCUAGAUAGAGAAUGUGGAGGAAAGGGUUCUUUGGAUGGAUGGGAAGAGGAAAGGUCUGGAUGGAUAGACGGAGAGAUGAUAUUUUUGAUGCAUUUUCCUCAGAAGCAGUGGAACACAACGUAUUUUUACAGCCCUUACUGAUCUGAGUCAUGGCCCAGCCCUACAGAGAGGGGGCACGCAGAGUUCUGUUACCUUUGGCCUUCUGCACUGUGAGCCCCUAGCAUGGCCGGAGAGGAGAUGGACCGAGUUCAUCCUGCUGGGUUUCCCAAUGGGGCAGGAGGUGGAGAUCCUGCUCUCCGUGGAGCUGCUGUCCAUGUACCUCCUGAUCUUGACUGGGAACAUGGCAAUCCUAGGUGUUGUGCCCUCCUCACCCCUAUGUACAACUUCCCCUGCAACUUCUCCAGGCUGGACAUCCUCUUCACCUCUGUCAUCACCCUGCAGUGGCUCAGCAACCUCCUUUCAGGGGAUAAAUCCAUGUCCUUCACCAGCUGCAUGGCUCGGUGCUACUUCUUCUCCUUCCUGUGCACAGUGGAGUUCUUCCUCUUGACCUGCAUGUCUUAUGACCGAUAUGCUGCCAUCUGCAACCUGCUGCACUACCCCAUCCUCAUGAAUGGCCGCGUCUGUGUCCAGGUGAUACUGGCCUGUUGGCUGGGUGUCCCAACCAUCAUGAUCUCAAGGUUGCCCUAUUGCCAUUCCAAUGUCAUUGACCUUGUCUGUGAUUCUGACCCUGUGGUGAAGCUCUCCUGUACUGACACACGACUGGUUGAACUGAGGGACUUCAUGCUGUCGUCUGUGGUCAUCCUUGGCUCCUUCAUCAUAAUGAUCGUCUCUUACACCUACAUCAUCAAUGCCAUUCUGCGCAUCCCCAGCACCAUGGGUUGGAAGAAAGCCUUCAUCACCUGCACCGCCCACCUGACCAUCAUUUCAAUAUACUGCAGCAUGGCCAUUUUCAUCUAUGUCACCCCUUCACAGAAGGAGAUUCUGGGUUUACAAAAAGCACCUGCUGUGAUGUCAACCAUUGUAUGUCCAUUUCUGAACCCCUUUAUCUUCACGGUAAGGACUGACACUGUCAAGGGAGCCUUGAAACAGUCUCUGAGGCAGUGUCUGCAGGUUGUUGUUUAAAGAUUUGGGGAAGUUCAACAAAGCAAAGCAGUUGUUGCUAAGAAAUUUCAAGGGAAAUUUUGGACUUCUUCUCUUAACCCAGCCGGACCUUAGCAGUUCUGUGAUAAACCUAAGGUUAGGAGAAAGCUAUCCCUAGGGUCCUAAUGCUGUUAGGUGGAGGCAAUUUAAACAAUUCAUGCUUGGAGAUUAAUUUUUCCUUUCAAUGAAAAUUUUCAUGGGAAAAAUUUUAAAUUUUCUUUGUAAGUUGUUUAAUGAAAACUCAAUACAUUUUGGAAUUUUAGCCACUGAAAGUUCACAUUUUCAGUUUAAUAAACAAACAAUA
Molecule: messenger RNA, 2257 nt
Organism: Dermochelys coriacea (leatherback sea turtle)
Lineage: Eukaryota; Metazoa; Chordata; Testudines; Dermochelyidae
Product: olfactory receptor 6J1-like
Biological process (GO): G protein-coupled receptor signaling pathway
Cellular component (GO): membrane
Molecular function (GO): G protein-coupled receptor activity; olfactory receptor activity
Source: RefSeq, a predicted model, not a curated record